AUGAUGAUGAUCCCACUCCUCAGAAAUCGCGGUUGCAAAUCAAUUGCUUCAUGCUUGACUUUAAACCGCCCACCCAAUUCACCAAAACCUCAACCUUUUGGCCCAAUUCGACAACAGCCAUACUCAGAUGAGCCAAAAGUACCAGCUGCUUCCAUCGACUCAGGGUCUUCAAUCCGAAAGCCGAUCAGCUUAUGGCCCGGAAUGUACCACUCCCCCGUCACAAACGCUCUUUGGGAAGCCAGGUCUAACAUUUUUGACAAACCAGGGGACAGUGGCUCCACUACUCCCCAGACUGAAUUGCUCACCAGAACUCCCGCGCAGAGCCGCACUAGUAUUCUUUACCAGUUUUCCACUGAUUUCAAACUCAGAGAGCAAUACCGGAAUCCCUGGAAUGGCGUUAGAAUCGGCAAGUUGCUUGAGGAUCUCGAUGCUCUUGCUGGCACCAUUGCAUACAAGCACUGCUGCAAUGAAGAUGGCACAACAAGGCCUCUACUCUUGGUGACUGCUUCUGUUGACAAGAUGGUGCUUAAGAAGUCAAUUCGUGAUGACAUUGAUUUGAAUCUAGUUGGUGCUGUUGCUUGGGUUGGCAAGUCAUCCAUGGAGAUUCAACUUGAAGUCAAUCAAUCCACGGAUGGAACUGCGGCUUCAUCGGACUCGGUUGCUCUUAUAGCUAACUUCACAUUUGUGGCCCGUGAUUCCAAGACUGGCUAGUCAGCUCCUGUUAACCAAAUCACACCCGAGAUUGAGAAAGAAAAGUUGCUAUGGGAAGCAGCAGAUAAGAGGAAUUUAAUGAGGAAAAAGAUGAGAGGAGAACAUAAAAUAGAUGUUGAGGAUAAGGACAAAGACAGACUCAAUGCCUUGUUAGCUGAAGGUCGAAUCUUCUGUGAUAUGCCGGCACUGGCAGACCGAGAUAGCAUUCUUAUCAGGGAUACUUGCCUCCAGAACUCUUUUAUUUGCCAGCCACAACAAAGGAACAUCCAUGGUCGGAUCUUUGGAGGAUUUCUAAUGCGAAGAGCAUUUGAACUCGCAUUUGCAACAACUUAUGCUUUUGCUGGUGCAGCACCAAACUUCUUAGAAGUCGAUCAUGUUGAUUUCGUUAGACCUGUGGAUGUAGGUAAUUUCCUCCGUUUUAAGUCUUGUGUUCUAUAUACGGAACUUGAGAAUCCUUCUGAACCUCUGAUAAAUGUGGAAGUUGUUGCUCAUGUUACACAGCCUGAGCUCAGGUCCAGUGAGGUAUCCAACAAAUUCUACUUCACAUUUUCAAUCCAUCCCGAGGCUGUAAAAGAUGGUGUCCGGAUCCGAAAUGUUGUUCCCGCUACAGAAGAAGCACUGCGCGUGGUUGAACGUAUGGAUGCAGAGAAUUCACACAUUGCUGCAUCAUAAAUAUGCAAGGAAGGCAAGCAAAUAGUGAAAUUCA
Messenger RNA from Argentina anserina (silverweed cinquefoil), 1417 nucleotides. RefSeq names its product acyl-coenzyme A thioesterase 2, chloroplastic-like. The transcript has 5 exons. The record is from RefSeq and is a predicted model, not a curated record. Gene Ontology annotation, molecular function: fatty acyl-CoA hydrolase activity. Gene Ontology annotation, biological process: acyl-CoA metabolic process. NCBI's taxonomy places the organism in Eukaryota, Viridiplantae, Streptophyta, Magnoliopsida, Rosales, Rosaceae.